Seriola aureovittata is the source of this 4126-nucleotide messenger RNA. RefSeq names its product TBK1 binding protein 1 (gene tbkbp1). The transcript has 10 exons. The record is from RefSeq and is a predicted model, not a curated record. NCBI's taxonomy places the organism in Eukaryota, Metazoa, Chordata, Actinopteri, Carangiformes, Carangidae. The coding region runs from base 754 to 2673 and encodes 639 amino acids. Gene Ontology annotation, cellular component: cytoplasm. Gene Ontology annotation, biological process: canonical NF-kappaB signal transduction.
AUUGACCUGGCUUUAACAUCGAGUCUCCACUUCCCUGACAAUGUCUUUUUUCAUGUAGUGAUGCAGACAUUUUUCUUCACGGUCUAGAAAACAGAAGAGUGUUCUCAUCUCCAGGCUGCAGCCACUGGUUGAGCAAUGUGUCUUUAAAUGUAAGCUGUUGAAUUGUUUGCAUGCAUUCUGUUUGCAUGCUUGAGCUAUAAAUACACUUCACUCUGGUUAUUUGCUGCUUUCAUCUCAUUAGAAACUCUGUUAACCGCACACUGUGUCUGGGCUUUAGUUUGAAUUCGUCGGGGGCAAAUAUCUCAAUAAGAAUAUUUUAGAUACACGAAUCUUUUUCUUCUUCUUCUUCUUCUUCUUCUUCAAGUUGCUGGGAGAUGUGUUGCCUUGGCUCUCCCUAUGAAAUGCAGGGUGACUCAGGCAGGAGACAUAGAUGUUCUCGUUUAAAAGGAGAGACUGACGCUCCUAUUCCCGCGACAUCAUCAUCCCACACUAGUGGAGCUCCACGGUGCGCGGUGUGAUGCUCAGUCCUGCACAGUAGCAGCUACAGGAGGCGUGCUUGUCCCUGCCACAGGAGCACAGGAGGAGGAACCGGAGCGGCGGCCAGCAGGCUUUCACCGGGCACUGGACACACCGUGAAAGAGAGCGGCUUUCUUUUUUUCUCUCUUUUAGGGGGGUGCUCUGCCCCCGCCUCCCACCCUCCUAAGCGAUGGCAUCUAUGGAUCGAUCAACGGGAGCGCGUUGAGGCUCUGAGUGAUGCAGUCUCUGUUCGGCGGAGGGGAGCUGGGGCUGCUGGGAGGAGGCGGCGACGCGGGGGGCCUGAAGGAGGAUGGCUGUGGCAGCAUGGCGUGGCGCUCCUCACCCCUGCCCCCCGACGACGUCUACUCUGCCUCCCACUUUGCCCUUAUCACGGCCUAUCAGGACAUCAAGACGAGGCUGUCCUGCCUGGAGCGAGAAAACACCAGUAUCAAGAGAAAGCUGAAGAUCUAUGAGAUCAAGUUCCCGAUGAUCAGCGAGUUUGGGGAGGACACCAACUCCUACUGCUCUUUCGAGAGCAAGGAGACAGCGCUGCUGCACUCAGAAAAUGGCAACCUGCAGCAGAGAGUCAACGUCCUGACCCACGAGCUCCAGAAGAGAAAGGAGAGAGAGGAGCAGCUGGAAGAUGUGAUCCAGGCCUACGAGAAGAUUCACAUGGAGAAGAGCAACCUCCAGAGGGAUCUCGACAAAAUGACCAGCCUGGUGGAGAAGCAUGUCGAGCGCAUCCUGAACCUGGAGUCAGCUCUGAGGCAGAGAGACAACUCCCUGCAGAAACUCAACAUGCAGCUGCACAGCAAAGACAUGCAGUACCUGCAGCUGCACGCCGGUCCAGACGCACACAUGCUGGACUGUCCUGCCCUGACCCUGCAGAGCUCCCGCAGCCUGGACGCCCUGUCCGACCUGAAGCUGCAGCGGCUGGAGGCCGAGCUGGAGGGGGCGCGGCACGAGGCCCAGGGGGCGUGUCAGCGGGAAGAGGAGCUGAAGGCUGAGGUCGAGAGAAUGAAGGAGGAGAUGAGACAGCUGCAGAACAGCCAGAGGGAGAGGGAAAUGACUUCUCCGUGCAAGCAGUGUGAUGUGGAGUGGAUAAAGAAGGUGGGAGAUGAGCAGGUGAAUCUGGCUCUGGCCUACACAGAGUUAACGGAGGAGCUGGGGCGCCUCCAAACACUGAGCUCCAAGCAGACGGAGAUCCUGAGGAAAGCCUCACAGGAGCAGGCCAGUCCAGUCCAGCUCCACUCUCCCAUCCACCACCAGCGCCACUCUCCAGUAUCUCAGCGCCACUCGCCCAUCUCACAGCGCCAUUCUCCGGUCCCGCCUCCGCCUCACCACUCCCCAAUCCAACAGAGACGAUCCCCAGUGCUGCAGCGCCUCUCACCAGACAUGCACCGCCGCUCGCCCCUGCUGGACGUCAACAACGGGCCGGCCUCUUACUCCUGCAGGCCGCCCAGCCAGCACCUGAGGGCCAGCUUCCAGGGCCGCCGAAGUUACUCCGAGGUCGCCGACCCCUCUGCUUACCAGUGCCCGCCCCGCUUCUCUCUGGACCCUGUCUCCACCCUGCCUAAGCCCCGGCCUUACGUUGAGGGCUACCCAAAACAACAGACCCAACAUGUGGGUUCGGCUCAUGGUGGACUGCAGCACAGGGGUUCCCCGUCUCCCCAUCAAGGUGGUGCAGGAGGAGAUGGGGGCCUCGGGGAGGGCUCCAUGCGCCACUCCAGAGAGAUGCCAUUCCCACUGUCUGAGGUGGCCCACCUUCAUUUUGAGCCCCCUCCUCCUUCUACACCGGCCCCACAGCCCCCACAUUCCUCAGAAGAUGAGGAGGAGUGGACCUGCCCUCAUCCCAUCAGCCCGCCGCGGACGCUGGGGGCGCUUUCCGCCGCAGUGCCCAGCGGUGUCAUGAGAGGCCCAGCGUCCUGCUCAGCCUUCCCCAUCCCUCAGAGGCCUAACACCCUCAGCUGCCACCCGCAGCCGGGGUACAUGUCUGCAGAGCACGCUCAGUCCUGGCCUUCAAUCAAUCUCUGGAUGGAGACCGAGGAGAGCGACAUGCGGAGCUGCCCUCUCUGCCAGCUGAUAUUCCCCGUUGGUUACCCUGACGAUGCCCUCAUCAAGCACAUCGACUCCCACCUGGAGAACAGCAAGAUCUGAUUGCCAUGGCAACCAGUCCUCACAUACACAACACACACACACACACACACACACACACACACACACACACACACACACACACGCACGCACGCACGCACAUCUGCGCUCUCCUCUUAUAGAUUACGUAAGAGACCGGCAGACAGGCCAUCCAUUUAGAACCAGUCAGCUGUGUGAGAAUCUACAGGUAGGGAUGCAAAAUGGCACAGGGGCCUGUUUUAUUUGGGGAAGUACUUAAACACACGGGUCCGUCUUGGAUUUGUGAGUCCACAUGCAGAAUCCUUCACUGAUCGCCCUUGAGGCAGCUCUGCCUGUAUAAUCACUGGCUCUGGUUGCUGCUGUUUUGUUAUGAGUCUUGUUGUGUGGUUUCAGACAGUUUCAGGUGUCGUGUUGUUUUUCAGCUUCACAGUAUCGUACACACGUAUACACACACGUACACACACACGUACACACACACGCACACACACUUAGUACACUUUAGGAAAGUAAAGCCAGUGACGAGCUACGAGAGGCAGGCUGGCCCAGUUCAGGAGUAAAUGAUCAGGGAGAUGUAAAGGCAUCUUUUUUUUUUUCCACAGACUAUUCUUAACUUUAAAUACUGUACACCUGCUUGGAAAUUUUCUAUCUCACACAUACACACACUACAGUCUAUUUUGCAAAGGAAUCUGUGCAGUAAGUGCCACGGACAGUAGAAGCUGGAUUAUUGAAGUCUUAUGAGUUUUGGGUUGGUGACACUGUGAAGGAAUGGUGACUGAUCAGGGUUUGAUUGCCAGUUCACUUUCACUUUUCUAAAACAAAAAGACGUUUGUUUCCACAGUAGCUGAGAGAGUAUAAAACAUUCCAGUCUCGCAUUUCAUCAACUGACAAAGCUGGAGAACGAGAAUGUGAAAGUGCUGUUUGGAUCAGCCUGGAGGCGGUUUUACCCUAACGGAGUUUUGAUGCUGCCCUGCAGGGCGGGGCACUGAUGCUGAAGCGUCGUCUCUCAUGAGUGAAGGGGAAAUUUUAGUCAGAAUAUACCUUUAUGCUUGCAGCCUGUUCAAAAAAAAAAAUCUAAGUAUCUUAGCACUUUAAGUUAGCAUAGCCUAUACAAUGUAUCUGUUUUCAGUCCCCAUAUAUAUUUUCCAUGUAUUAUUUACUAUUUAUAUUGUCUAUCUGUAAGGCAAAAAAAUAUGAAGAUAUAUUUUUGCAAAUGUCGAUGCGCCACAUGUCUCAUGCUGGUGACAUAUUUCUCCCAUGUGCUUGCACACUGCUGUACAUAGAGGACUUGAAGGUUCAGAAUCCCUCCGCAUGGGACGCUUUUCUGUAUAAAUGGAUCAACUGGGAUUCUACUCGGUCUUCCUCAAGAUCUGACCUUCAAAAAAACAGUUUGAUGUCACGACGACUGCCCAGACCACCCAACAAAAACACAGCCGGCUGCAUGAGAUCAAGACUUCUGACCUGCUGCGGGGGGGGGGGG